AUGCUCAAUCUGCAAGAGUUCCAGGUGCAACUGCGUCUGUUAUACGAGUCCAAAGUGUUGCAGAGACACACCGGUACACGGUCAUUGAAGUAUGAUCAACAGAAACAAGUGAUUCUCGUGCAGUGUGCGCUGCAAGGGGGCCUCACGGCACAAUUCGCAGUCUCCUACAAUGAGACCUUCCAGGAACCACAACUCUCCUUCAGGCUGUUCGAUCCAGCGGGUAGUGUGUCCUUUGACCUGGAUACGGUGCAGUGGCCCACAUGGUUCGUCAUCACGCUGGAUACGGCGCCCUGGGACCCGGAAACCCCUUGGUUCACCGUUGGCUGCUGCGAUACAGAACAAGUCAUUGGCACCGGUGGGGAAUACUUGAACAAAUGGAUCUCCACAUACUUGACCUCCUGGACAGCUUGA
Molecule: messenger RNA, 411 nt
Organism: Huiozyma naganishii CBS 8797
Lineage: Eukaryota; Fungi; Ascomycota; Saccharomycetes; Saccharomycetales; Saccharomycetaceae
Exons: 1
Coding region: 1-411 (136 amino acids)
Molecular function (GO): ubiquitin-like protein transferase activity
Source: RefSeq, a predicted model, not a curated record